GCUGUUGUCUGAGCAUCAUGAACAUCGUGUCUUGGAGGCACUCGACCUGAUGAAUGAAAUGUUAACAGAAACUGUGCAAAUUCCAAACACUGAAUUUAUGUCCAGCACCCCCCAGAUGUCACCUCGUAGUCCUCAAGGGCAAAUCCUCUCCUCAGCUAGAGGGAACUACUCAAGUAACCGCAGCCUUUCAGCAAAUAGGGCUGAAAAAAGUACAGCAGCUGGCGCUACAGGACUGGGUCGAACACGAUCUCUGUCAUUGCCCCCUGAUGGUUCAGCAUUGUUAACAAGAACUAGAAUAUUACAGAAGAAAGUACCUGCCUCAAGGGGAAGAAAAACAGUCGGGACAAGUAGUAAUGCUCAAAGCAGACCAGUUUCUUCUUUACCUCGGAAUCACAUUUCUCAAACUGCACAAAGAAAAAUAUUGACAGAUCCAAGAAAACCGAGAAGUCAUACCCAAGGCCAUGUGAAAUUGCAACAGUGUCAUAUUAAAAGGGUGCCUGCAGUGCAGAAUCAAGCCUUUCAGUGUUCAUCACCUAUACAAAGGCCAAAUGUUCAGCGUUAUAAAAGGCAGACACAAGCAGGAGUAGAUGUCCUGUCUGAAGAAGAGGAUGAGUUGGAGAGUGUCUGGUCUCCACCUGAUGAGAUCAGAAGAAUUCUAGACAAGAGCAAUGAUACUCUUUCACAACAUGAAAAUGGUGAACAUGCUUUCAGUGUUCUAAAUGCAGAAGGUAUAGAUGAUAUUUCAGACAGCACUGGAAGUAUUCUCAGCAAGAUUGACUGGAAUGCCAUAGAAAAUCUGGUUGCAAAUGUGAAUGAAACGUAAAAUGAUGCUGAACACACCAUGAAAAGCUUGAAGUGCUUUACUGAUGGAGACUGAUUUUUUUUAAUACAUAUUCUCACACCUUUGCACUUAUUCCUUUAAAACUUGAUGUUUGCUGUAAUACUGGAAGCAUUGCUGAAACUUAUUACUGUAUCUUUACUGGUAAGUGCACAUUAAAGGGAACAAUGUUUACAGCCUGCACAUUAAUGUACAUUGUGUGGCCUUUAGCUUUGAUUUUUUAUUACAUUUAAGUGUAAUUGUUUUAAGAAUAUAAAUAAAAAACACAGAAAAUUGUUUUCCAAGAAAGCUUAAAAUGAUGGGUUUAGUAUCUUAAGAAUCAUAUUAGGACUGUAUCCAUGGUAUCCUGUAAAUUAUAUCUGCAUGCUGUUUUCCCAGACACAGGUCUAAGGCUUCCAUGCCAAGAGUCUGGAACAGAACUUAAAAUAAUUAAAUAAUUUGGGCCAAUAGGAACACAUGAUUUUGAUAUCAAAAGUUACCAGUGUACAGUCCUAGCAUCCAUAAACGUGUAAAGCAGCAUCUCUGUUUUGAAGGAUUGAAACUACAAACUCCCAGUAAAAACAAAUCACAAGUAACAGAACUCUAGGAACUUCUUUUUACAGGGUAACAAGCCACCCCACAACCCCAUACAGAAGGCUCUGCCCUCCACACCUCCAGUACUUAUUCUAAUUUUGAGUUCACAUACUGUCCGGGAAGUGUGCAUUUCCUUUUCCCAAGUUUGUAUGACCUCUAAGUUAGCACUCAUUUCAGCAUUCUGACUUAUACUUUUAAAAUUAAGCUUCUGCUGUUCUGGCGCACGGCCUUCAAGAUUCUGAUUGGAAACCUUGAUAAAAUCAGCAUUUUGUAUGUGCUUGAAUUUCAAGUCCCAGAACUCUUCAUAAUACCUGUGUCCCCGUUCUGCAUUAAAAAAUGCAUUCUUUUUUGCACCAAAAAUAUUUUAAUACAAGAUUUGUGAUAUUUCUGAAAAUUAAUAGGUGGUGAUUGGAAGAAAACUUGAGUUUACAUACCAAGCCUUUGCACACUGAGGAGUCUGUCCUACAGAAAGCUUACAGUCCACACUUAUUCCUAGGCACAGGGAAUUGACAAUUUUGUUACCACUUGGGCAUACUUCUUGGCUGCAUUUUGUUGCAGGACCCCAUACCAUAAUUGUUACGGCAUACACAUCAGUUAUCAAAGCCAAUAAUCUUCCUGACAAUGAGAUACCUUUGGUUGUUGAAGGGAUUGCUGCAUGUUGUGGGUAUCAUAGCCAACAAGAUGGCUGCUUCUGUAAUGGUGAAUCUGGCCCAAACCUUUGGUCUGCAUUCUGUAAUAAAACUUCUGUUCUAGAAGGAUAUGCACAUUGUCUUCGCAGUAGCUCCACUACAGAUGUUUAGUAUGUAAAGAAUUACUUACAGCAAUGACUUUAUAUUGCUGUUAGCCUGUCACAUAAUUUUUAGCAUGCCUGUUGUCAUUUGAAAGGAUGAAGAACUGAUUUGUGUUCCAAAUGUUUGAAAAUGUAUUUUAUGAACAUCUCUACUCUUACUCUAAACAUUACCUUCUAGAAAUUAUAUGAUGGAAGAAAGCAAGUCUUCACUAACUAUAUCGGGAAGCUUUUUCUUAGACUUUGAUUCCAGCCACAAAAUCUGUUCAAUGUUCUUACCUAGAAUAUGAUCUGUAAAUGCAGCCUGACAAAGUGUAAUACCCAUGAAGGCAGAGGUUUAGCUGGCUCAACUGGUGCCAUGUGCUAGUCUAGUGAACUAGAGCCCCACCCCCUCAACUCUUCAAGUGAAGAGCAAAAAAAAAAAAAAAGUCCAUGAUCAGGUACUUUGGUGGGAGCAAAUCAGGUCCCGUCUUUGUGCCUUGCCCCUGAUCCUGCUUCCUCUCAUUUUUUUUGUUAAAUAAAUAAUAACAAAAGAAAAAAGAAAAAAAUUUUUUUCUUUUAAAUUGUAGCAAAUUGCUUACUACAAAUGUCGCAAGUGUUUCUAAAGUUUAUACCACACACAAAAGCUUACCACUCAGGUUUUACUUUAAAAAAAAGUAAAUAUAUUUUUUACAUUUAAACUGUAGCAAACUUAGAUGACCACUUCUCAGGAAAUUUAGCAAGGUAAUGACAGACCUGAUUCCAGUUAUGUCUGCAAGCCGGAAUGGUUCCCAGACUUUCCUGUUCCUGUAAUGGAAGUAUGUUCUGUGUUAGGGAGCUGAUUUAUAAAGGGUAUGUCUUUUUGGAAAUACUAUUGUAUAACAUUGUUACACCUUUAACAAUGUAACUGAAAGAAAAUAUUCUGUGUGCUAUGCUCCACUAUUCUGUGUGUUGUGCUCCAUAGCAAAAACUUAAUGGAAGAAAUUCCGACUUUUCUGCUUUUUCAGUAAACCUGCAAAACAAUCAUAUGGAGUAGUCUUCAGUCCAUCAUAUAUCACCUUUAUUUCGGAGUUAAUGGCAUUCGUAUAUGCAGAUAUCUUCAUGUCUUUCUUGUAGCUGUCAAAUACCUAACAUUUUCCAGAAUGCCUAAAUUUUUUCCUAAUAUUUUUGGUCUGUUUUUCAUAAAAUUUGUAGUUUUCUGCCAAAUCGCCAAUGACUAAUGUCACUGAGUGAUGAUAGACAUUUGAGUUUCAGAGUUCAUAAGCUCAAAAAAAAAAAAAACACUUACACAGAAGGCAAAGCCACACAUAGAUACUGCAGUUUCUUUGAGUUAAAUACAGUUUGUUUUAUAAGGUCUAUGAUUUAUUUGGUGUUGUUGCAGUUUCAUGUCAAUGCCGCUUGCUAGUUUCAGACUUCAUACCCUUCAGAAAAUUGCAUGCUAAUGCAAAAUCUGUUAUUUUGUCAAUUCUCGCAGUUUAUAAGAGUUAUAUUUCAAAUCCAUAUUUGAUAUUCUGCCUUUGCCACCCCCUCAAAUUAUUUCUGGCUUUGUCCAUAAGUCUUGCAGUAAGAGGUUGUGAUACUGUAUAUUCUUUAGCUCCCAUUGACCCCCCCCCCCCCAAGUACAUGGAACUUCCCCUUAAAAGAUGAAGAGCAUAACACUGUAGUUUUGCAUUUGAAAUCAAAGACCGUGAGGUGACUUUCUUUUUUACAUUUUCAAAGAUUGGAUAUCCUUUAAUUGUAUUUUUUUUGUUAUUUGAAAGUAAGCUAAGUAAAACUAGUUCAAUGGACUUUUAUAUCCAUGACCAGAAAAAAAAAGUAACUAGUAGUUACAAAACCAAUAUAUUAUGCCCUGUCUUCUGGCAGGGUAAUAUGUUUGCACUCCAUACACACAGAAAAUCCUUGAGUAACUGUAUUAAUGUACUCCAUAUCAAAAUCCCAACAUGUUUGUACAUAGUACAGGAUAUAUCACUUCUAAUUAGAAGUUUUGGAUUUUUUUUCUGGGCCUUCACAAAAAAUGCAGAAUGUCCAGUAGGACACUUACUGGUAUACAAAACAGAAAAAAAUAAAUACAAAACAUGUAAAAUAUGCUAUAAAAAGAGUGUUGUGAACAGGGAAUAAAGAAAAGAUAAACAAAUACUCAUAAAUAAGCAUGUACCUGAAUCUGAAUCUUGUUGGUAUUACUGGGGUACCUUCAGUGCUAGCCUACCUGUGUCUGAUUAGGGUUUUGUCAAGUGCUUGGGUUCCUCCCACAUUCCAAAGACAUGCAGAAGGUGAAAUGGUGAAGCCUCCAGAUUGCCCACAGGUGUUAAAUGCAGUUGUUUGUGUGGGUAUUCUGAAUUCGACUGGUACUCCACCCAAGAUUAUUUUUUUCUGCUUUGCAGCUGUGGAGUGGCAAGAUAUGCUCUGGCAUUUCUCUGACAAUGAAACUGGUAUCAGAAAAUGUAUGAAUGAAGAAAUAAUAUUGCCAGUAGCUAAAACUGGAGAAGAGCAGAAAUAUGUAAAAUACACAAUAUUGUGUUUAUUUUUUGUUACCCUUGAUACACUUGGGUGUAGUUUUCAAAUCUGAUUAGCCAUCACAGUCUUAUUCAUUGCCUGUGUUCUCAAAUCCUGUAUGUACAUGAUACCUAGAUCAAGUGAUUUUAUUUUCUGUAAGAGAAAUCAUGAAUUGUCAUAGAUAUCUGUUUUUCAUUUGCUUUUAAGUCCUAAAUGUCAGGUAUGCUGCAGUUAAUUCAGUAAAUGUUGCCUUAUUUAUGUUAAAGAAUGAAAACAUGGUAUGUAUUUAUAUGUUUUAAUAUGCACAUAUUUUAUGAACGGUUAUGAAAGAAUAUUUGUAAAAAUAAAGAUUAUUGUAUUGUUAAAUAUGCUGGAAUGUUUCAUUUUGAUGUGUUCUUGAGUUCUGUGGUAGAGCUGCCUGUUAUAAAGCCUGUAAAUGGGUACAUCCUUUUUUGAAAAUAAAAACCGAACACCACUCAUAUUUAGAAUCUAAGUUAACUAAGUUAAAAUGGUCUGAAGAAGCAGCCUUGUGUUGUGAAAACACUUACCUAAUAAAAAGCUUCAAAUUUUAAUCUG
Protopterus annectens (West African lungfish) is the source of this 5246-nucleotide messenger RNA. Its product is annotated as ciliogenesis and planar polarity effector 1-like. The transcript has 6 exons. NCBI's taxonomy places the organism in Eukaryota, Metazoa, Chordata, Ceratodontiformes, Protopteridae. Bases 50 to 823 code for a protein of 257 amino acids. The record is from RefSeq and is a predicted model, not a curated record. Gene Ontology annotation, biological process: cilium assembly. Gene Ontology annotation, cellular component: ciliary transition zone.